UGCUAGCGCUGGUGACAGCGGAGGUGCAGAGCUGCACGUUUGAGCGCAACAGUGUGUCGGGGUCGGGAGGAGCCAUCUACAGCGAGGCACGGGUGCUGGCGCUGGUGACGGCGGAGGUGCAGAGCUGCACGUUUGAGCGCAACAGUGUGUCGGGGUCGGGAGGAGCCAUCUACAGCGAGGGCACGGGGUACCUGCGCAUCAUGGGGUCUACUUUCACUGCCAACUCCGUGCAGCUCAAGGACGGCGGUGCUCUCUAUGUCAUUGCGGUGAGUGAAGUGCUGCUGGGGCAGAGGGGGACAGGUGGGGAAGGGUGGGGAUGGGUUGGAUGGGCAGGUCACGGGUGCCAUACCAUCUGCAGCGAGGGCACGGGGUACCUGCGCAUCAUGGGUCUACUUUCACUGCCAACUCCGUGCAGCUCAAGGACGGCGGCGCUCUCUAUGUCAUCGUGGCAGGCAGCGCAGGGCAGCGUUCACGGGCAACAGAGCCUACAGCUCAGCUCACCCCUUGUGUUUGCUCUCCCUCCUUUCGUUCCCCUUCUCCUUUCUCGCUGCCUUCACCCGCCUUCCCUCAACCUAGGCGGACAGCAACGUGACAGGCAACGCCGCGGACGCAGCAGGAGGGUGCCUAUUGGUCACGGAUUUCGCGACUAUUACGGCGGAUGGAGCAAGUUUCGGGAGAAUAGGGCGGGGAGUGGAGGCGGGGUGGGGAAGGUGUCUGGGUCAGGGAGGCUGGUGAUGACCCGGUGUGAGGUGGAGGCCAAUGAGAGCCCGACAGGUGGCGCGCUGUGGGUGGAGAUGGAGGGUGUGGUGGAGGAUACGCGGAGUAGCUUCACGGGUAACAAGGCGAGUUUCGAAGGCGGGGCAGUUUUUGCCACACACAGCGCCACUGUGACGCUGCUCUCGUCGCAAUUCGGGUCGAAUUCCGCGCUGAGAGGCGGGGGUAUGGUUCUGGAUACAGAUGCGACUCUCACCUCCACCUCCUCCUCUUUCCUCAACAACUCCGCUUCGGCUCUUCUUAUUAGGGGGAGUUCUCAGGCUACUCUCACUACAGCGUUUUUCUCGGGCAAUUCGGCCCCUGCGGGCACCGGAGGGGCCAUCUGGGCAGCUGCCGAAACUUCUCUCACGGUCCGAUCGAGCAAUCUGACGAACAACACGGCUGUCACGGGCGGCGGAAUCUUUUCGGAAGGGUCUGCCCAGGUGACCCUGGAUGCGUCGCGAUUCGAGGGGAACAACGCGGUUACUGGCGCGGCGCUUGCUGCUGCGGGCAGCUCGAAAUUUUCGGCAGGGAACCUGACACUCGUGAAAAACAGCGCAAGCCGUGCGGGGGGGGCGGCGGCGUUUUUGGACCAAUCAAACGGGUUAUUUAAGGGGGCGUGGAUGACUGGGAACAAAGCGGUGGUGGGCGGUGCAGGGGUGUACGUGAAGCGAGCAGAGACUCUCGGGAUUACCUCCUCUGGAGCUGCAGCUGCUGGAAAUUCUACUGGUGCUCCGGCUACUGGAUCAGCGCCAGCUGCUGCUGCUGCUGCCGUGAAUGAUGCGGGUAGUGCAGCUAGUGCUGCAAGCGGCGCAAACAGCAGCAGCAGCAUGGGAGUAGGAAAGGCUGAGCUGGCUCCGCUGGUGUGCUCAAACCUCACAUUCAGUGAGAACGAGGCCUUGUACCCGCAAGGAGUGGCCUUCUACGAAGCUUCCUUCAACCCUGCAGUGCGCAUCGGGUGCGACGAGUGCGUGCGGGAGCAGGAGAGCCAGACCAUAGGCAGCAUCCCCAAGAACUUCUACUUCACAUUCACAGGCAUGGAUGAGGGGGCUAACGGCCUCGGCACGGUUCCGUCCUUUGUGGCUCUCACGGCUGUGGGGACGCCCAUCGCAGGGCUGACGGUGGUCAUUGUGGACGACUACAACAACACUGUUGUUCAGGACAACUCGUCCUUUGUCGCAAUCGCUCCCGAUCGUCGCAUCUCGGGGUUGCUGCGAGCAACAGCGGUGCAGGGACUGGCCGAGCUGCCAGAGGUCUCCGUCAUGGUCACUCCCGACGAGGCCACGCCCUUCCGCCUCCUCGUCACCGUCUCCAGCCCCACUAAUGAGUUCCCCGAUAUAACACACACCUUCACUGUAGACUUCUGCGCUGCGGGAACCUUUCUGAAUACAACCUCGGAAGAUGGAACCGGGGGGGACGGUGGUGGUAGUAGUACCAGCAGUACUGGGAGUGGGACAUGUGACCCCUGCCCUGUCGGUAGUUGGUGCGAGGCUGGUCAACCGUCCACUCCCUGCGACGACGGCAGCUUCACGUUCUACCCCUACUCCACUAGCGCCGACGAAUGUGUAGCGUGCGAGGAUGACAAUCUGGAUUGCACGGGCGGCGAACUGACGAUCGCGACGCAGGCGUGGUUGGAUCCCAGGACGUAUAAUGACACGCCGACCACGUACAGCUGUAUUAUCACCAAUGGGUGUGUGGAGCACCUGUAUGAGUACAACCUCACCACCAACACCGCGGAUGUUGAGAUCUGCCCCACCGGCUACGACCCCUCCUCUCCUGUGCUGCCUUUUUCCCCUCCUCUCCUCAAGUGUGCAUGUGCUGUCUGUGCGCCAACAACUACUACUCGUUCCUCGGCGAUUGUACUUAGAGUCGACUCGAAAGCCUUUCCUUCCUUUUCCUCGUUCCCCUUCACCUCUACCUGCAGCAUGUGCUGUCUGUGCGCCAACAACUACUACUCGUUCCUCGGCGAUUGUAACUACUGCAGCGACGUUUUCAAGAAGGUACAUGCUCUCGCCAACAACCACUUGUGUUCUCACUCACACCUGUGUGUCCCUCCGUACCUCUGUGCCCUGUAUGUAUGCGCCUUCACUCCCCAUCUCCUGCCACUUCCCUGUCAACCCACCCCUACUACCCCGUUUCCCCCACUUCCCUCCCACACAGCUCUUCCCGCUGCUCUUCAUCCUCAUGAUUGGAGUGUGGGUGGCCAUGUUUCUCCUUGCCAACAACCACUCAUGUGCUCACACCUGUCUUGCAUUGCACCCCCUACCCCUCCCCUCCCCCUUUCCACACAGCUCUUCCCGCUGCUCUUCAUCCUCAUGAUUGGAGUGUGGGUGGCCAUGUUUCUCCUUGCCAACAACUAUGACAACAUCGACAUCUUUCUCACCGAGGUACCUCCAGUUUCCAUGCUAGAUACAUGCCGUUUAAGUCAACUCCAAAGUAGUAGCCCUUCCUUCCUGCUCCUCCCCCUCGCCAACAACUAUGACAACAUAGACAUCUUUCUCACCGAGGUGCAAUACCUCACGGUCGUGGCCUCCAUAAACCUGAACGCACCAGCAGCGCCAAAUGGAUGGGUGGGGUGGCUCAUCAAGAUCUACAAACCUCUCCGUCUUCGACCCCGACGUGGGUGGACCCAACUGACGUGGGGACCCAACUGUGUGCUAACCUACCGCUUCCCGCAGCAGUUCGUCUUCGGAAUCCUCAUCUUCCUCGUCGGCCUCGUGGUCUACGCGCUGCACUGGUGCCUCUUCCUCCUCCGCGAGCAUAUCAAGCUGCUCAAGGCGAAACGGACAGCUGAAAACGGCGAGACGAGCGGAGUCGGGCAGCUGAGCAGCACGGCGGCGAAGCAGCGGAGGCAGGAGUAUUACAACGGGCUGGUCGGUGGUGUUGCGAGCUGGCUGGACGUUUGUUACAUGGGUAUUCUCGCCCGCGUGCUGCCCGUCUUCCAGAGCCAGAUGGUCGGGGAUACCAAGGUACGCUGCUACGAGUGGGUGGCUGGGCAUGGGGCAGCGGAGCAGCACGGCGGCGAAGCAGCGGGCGGCAGGAGUAUUACAACGGGCUGGUGGGGGGCGUGGCGAUGCUGGCUGGAUGUGUGCUACAUGGGUAUCCUCGCCCGCGUGCUGCCUGUCUUCCAGAGCCAGAUGGUUGGGGACACCAAGGUGAUGCUGUUUGUCCCGGAGAUCGAUCCCAAACCUCAUCGCUCACCUCUCGUUACCAUCUCUUCCCUCCCUCUCCCUCCCUCCCAGGUGAUGCUGUUCGCUCCGGAGAUCGAGUGGCUAUCCUCGACGCACAUGGGCAUGCUCAUCCCCUCUAUAAUCAUCCUCAUUGUCUACCUCGCGGGCGUGCCGCUGCUCUACGCGUGCUGCUCUUCUCAGCCAAGUGGAACCGCACGCUCUUCACCGCUGACCAAGUGGAACCGCACGCUCUUCACCGCCGAGUGGCACCUGCUCAACAUGUCGUUGCGAGUGCUGUGGCACCUGCUCAACAUGUCGCUCUGGGUGCUGUACGGAGGCAUCCUCGUGUUCCUCUACCAGAACCCCGAGGCUCACUCCCCUCCCCCCCCUCGCUUCCCCUUCACCUCCACAAAACCCAUCACCCCUCCCCCAGGUGGCACCUGCUCAACAUGUCGCUGCGAGUGCUCUACGGCUGCAUCCUUGUCUUCCCCUACGAGAGCCCCGAGGCUCACCCUCCUUCCCCUUUCCCUGUGUACACCCCCUCUUCACCACCCCUCCCCCAGGUGGCACCUGCUCAACAUGUCUCUCCGGGUGCUGUACGGAUGCAUCCUCGUCUUCCUCUACGAGAACCCCGAGGCUCAGAUCAUCAUCCUCGUCGUCCUCCAGAUCCUCCGCAUUGUCGUCGAGUACCGCUUUGCACCGUUCACCUCCUCCUCUGUCGAGUACCUUCAGGCCACCCUCAACCUCGGAGAGGUGUUUUUCACGCUGUCGCUGCUCAUAUUCAACUACACAUCCGAGUCCAUCCUCUCAGAGGUCAUCAUGGCCAUCAGCACCGUCCUCAUGCUGCUGCCCGCCAUCGUGGCCAUCAGCUACGAGGUGUCGAGCAAGCGAAUGGAGGCGUUUAACAACAGUGUGCUGGACGAGAUCUGGGAGCAGGAGAGCGGCAAGAGAGAGGACCAGCUGAGGGGGCUCGACCCUUAUCAAAUCGUGCAGCUGACGCAGUCAGGAGAGAGAGAGGACCAGCUGAGGGGGCUCGACCCGUACCAGAUCGUGCAGCUGACACAGGUGGGUGGGUGGGGCUCGUCUUUGCAGUCGACUCAAAAGCAGGGGCUCGUCUUUGCAGUCGACUCAAAAGCAGGGGCCCGUCUUUGCAGUCGACUCAAAAGCAGGGGCUCGUCUUUGCAGUCGACUCAAAAGCAGGGGCUCGUCUUUGCAGUCGACUCAAAAGCAGGGCUCGUCUUUGCAGUCGACUCAAAAGCAGGGGCUCGUCUUUGCAGUCGACUCAAAAAGCAGGGGCUCGUCUUUGCAGUCGACUCAAAAGCAGGGGCUCGUCUUUGCAGUCGACUCAAAAGCAGGGGCUCGUCUUUGCAGUCGACUCAAAAGCAGGGGCUCGUCUUUGCAGUCGACUCAAAAGCAGGGGCUCGUCUUUGCAGUCGACUCAAAAGCAGGGGGCUCGUCUUUGCAGUCGACUCAAAAGCAGGGGCUCGUCUUUGCAGUCGACUCAAAAGCAGGGGCUCGUCUUUGCAGUCGACUCAAAAGCAGGGGCUCGUCUUUGCAGUCGACUCAAAAGCAGGGGCUCGUCUUUGCAGUCGACUCAAAAGCGUCCGUGCCUGCCUGUCUGUGAGAACAAACACCAAGUGGGAGGACCAGCUGAGGGGGCUCGACCCCUGCCAGAUCGUGCAGCUGACGCAGGAGAGCGGUUCCCCCCUUCCGCCCACUGGCGCUCUUCCAGUUCGUGCAUCACUGUCAGGACAUCGACCUGCUGCUGAGGGCGUCAACCUCCCUUCCCCCCCCUCCCUUGCGUCCCUCUCACCUUAUCAGAUAGGAGAGUGGUUCCGCUCGCGUGCGCUCUUCCAGUUCCUGCACCACCGCCAGGGAAUUGGCCUGCUGCUGAGGACGCACGACGCAGCAGGACGCGUGCGUCUUUCUCCACAUAGCUGGCCGCGUGCUCUCUUCCAGUUCCUUCAUCAUCGUCAGGGCAUUGACCUGCUGCUGAGGGUGCGGGACCGCGUGCAAGCGUGCUCCCUGGCAGGCCUCGGGGAGAUAGGAGGGUGGUUCCGCCCGCGUGCUCUCUUCCAGUUCCUUCAUCAUCGUCAGGGCAUUGACCUGCUGCUGAGGGUGCGCGACCGCGUGCAAGCGUGCUCCCUGGCAGGCCUCGGGGAGGUCGAGUGGAUCGAGCAGCUGAAAAAGCCCCAGCAGUACGCCGGUCUCUCCCAAAUCCUCCUCGGAAACAAAAAGGGUUACAUCCCCGUCGCGCGGUUACCACCUCAGGGAGUGUACUGUCUGCUGCACGGGGUGUGGCAUGCGGACGGGGCGUGCACGGCUGCCCAGGCUGCGGCGGCGGCUCGGCGCCGAACCAACCGCCGGACCAAGUCGCGAAGCAGCCGGGUUUCGUUCGGGGGAGGGAUGGGAGAGGGAGGGCCGGAGACUCCUGGGAGUGGGCUGAGGAGAAUGGUGAGCUGGGGGUCGAACACACCUGGAGGGGCCAGUAUGAGGGAGAAACCUGUUAAGAGUCUCAAGAUUGCUGAGAAGAGUUGGCCUCCGCAGCUUGGGAGGAAAGUGCACUGGUGCCCUGCUUCGGGAUUCGAUCCCCUUGCGGCGACGAAGAGGUUCGGGAGCGGGAGGAUGGGUGCUGGUGGGAUGGCUGGGACUCCUACGGGAGGAGGCGGGGGAUGGGGAGGAGGAGAGGAGGCUAGAACGCCGUACCCUGUUGCCCCGGAAACCCCGACUGGCAUGCCUGAAACUCCUGUUACCCCUGCUGCCCCUGCGGCCCCUGCGCCUGCGGCUGCUGUUAAUGGUGGUGGGGAUGGAGACUCAAAGCCAAAGAAGCGGCUUCUCAGGCAGCUGUCGGAUCGAGAUGACAGCGACACAGAGGGAGCAGCAGCAGGAGCAGGAGCGGGAGCAGGAGCGGGAGGGGGAGGGGCAGGGAGCAGGCCUGGUACAGCAGGAACGCCAGGAGCGGGAGGAGGGAUCAUGCGAGGGGCAAUCAGCCGACCGGGGAGUUCAGGAGGGGCGGCGAUCGGAGGGGCGGGCGGGGGGGGGAUGGAGGUGGUGCAGGCGAAUCUGGACAUGGCUGAGUUGACUUUUGCGUUCCAGUCGAACCUGGCUCUGCUGGUGAAGGCUGAGAAGAAACGUAAGGUGCAGAAGGAGGCGCUAAGGCAGAUCAUCCACUCCAAGGCGACUUACCACAUUCUCAGCUGGUUUACAAGCGAGGAGAGCACGGUGGACGAUCAGAGGCUGUUUGCAGAGCUGGUGAAGGCGGUGAGGCAGGCGGCCAAGACGCGCAAGAGGUCCAUGCGCUGGCUGCAGGGCGCUCAGUGCUUCUACCCUGGGGAGGGCCGCCUCACCAACCAGCUCUCCAAGAUGCUGUAA
Closterium sp. NIES-65 is the source of this 7295-nucleotide messenger RNA. The record is from the annotation of a GenBank genome assembly. NCBI's taxonomy places the organism in Eukaryota, Viridiplantae, Streptophyta, Zygnematophyceae, Desmidiales, Closteriaceae.